Molecule: messenger RNA, 735 nt
Organism: Anolis sagrei ordinatus
Lineage: Eukaryota; Metazoa; Chordata; Lepidosauria; Squamata; Anolidae
Source: RefSeq, a predicted model, not a curated record
AUGUCAGUAUCAACAGCUAAAAAGAAGUCUUGGAAAACAUGUGCCAUGGGCACUGGUGAUAGCAGUGCUCCAGGAUUCAUAGCUUUUUCAACAAUGCCAGAGUUAGCUCAAAAGGUGAAAAUGUUUUUUGCCUUAGCUCCUGUGACUAGAAUUAAAUAUGCCAGAAGUCCUGCAACAAUAUUCUUAAGUCUUCCAGUAAGCUCACUCAGGGUUAUGCUUGGCAAAAGAGACUUCUUUCCUCGGAAUCCAAUAUUCAAAAGUAUUCUUACCACAUUAUGUGGCUGGGGACUCUUUCCAGGGAUUUGUGGAAAUAUUUUCUUCCUUCUCAGUGGAUACAAUACAGAAAAUAUGAAUAUGAGUCGAAUAAAUGUGUAUGUGGCUCAUUCACCCGCUGGAACAUCUGCUCAGAAUAUACUGCAUUGGAGCCAGGCCUACCAUUGUGGACUAUUCAAAGGUUUCGACUGGGGUGAUGAGAACAAGAAUAAGGAAAAGCACAACCAGCCCAUCCCUCCUAUAUAUAAAGUGGAAGAUAUGAAUGUGGCAACAGCAGUGUGGUCUGGAGGAAAAGACCUGCUCUCUGAUCCAAAAGAUGUUUCUAUACUCCUCCCUCAGAUCAGAAAUCUUGUUUUCCAUAAAGCAAUCCCAGAAUGGGCUCAUCUGGAUUUCAUCUGGGGACUAGAUGCACCUCACCGCAUGUAUUAUGAAAUGAUUGCUCUGAUGAGGCAGCAUACGUAA